AUGUCAUCUGGAAAUUGGGAUGAUACUGGUAAGUUUAGAUUUGGGGGAAACUUGAGAAAAAUAUGAAAUUGGUCUUGCUGGCAAUGAUGGAAAAAUCAAAAUUUAACUGACGUGUUAUGAUUGAUGCCUGAUUAUAAUUUUUUCAAAGUUAGAAAUGCCUUAAUAUUCAAAUAAUUUUUGGCGGAAAAAUUUUCAAAGCGUGAACUAGAAACAGUUUAUUUACACGUGUGUUAUUGAAAACUGGAAAUCAUUUUUUAUUUCCUGCUUUGUGAAUCCCGAGAAGAGAUGCUCACAUUUUCGCCAGAUCAGAAUCUCAUAUCUUCCCAUAUUCUCUAAUUUGCAGAUAGUGAAGAUGAAAAUGUAGUGGUUCAAGAAACCGUAGUCGUUUUACCACGUGCAAGACAACCAUCGAUAGCGAAAAGUUUGGAAAAGGUUCAAAUUUUGGAGAACAGCGUCGCUGGAUCGGAGAAAAAUGCCGGGGUUUGUAUCUCAAUUUUUAUCUUACAUAUUUUUAAAGUAUUCCUCCAAUCAUCAUAUGUUUUCAGUCUGACAAUGAUUCGGAUUCCCUUUCUGUCGGAUCUGAUGAUUUGGAUAGUUUGGCUGAUGAAACCGAAACAUUGACCAUUACUUUCGAUUCGUUCACAAAUAAACGAAAAGUGAUUGGAAUGUUCGAUUGCGAAUAUAAAAAUAUUAUCAGCGAGUUUGCCGAUGUCGAGAUUUUCUUGAUUUCACUCGAUUCGUUGAUUGUUGAAUGUGCUGCGCAUAGUUAUCAUAAUUGGGAUGUUGCUGGACAAUCUUUGAUCAUUAAUAAACAGGUAAACAUGGUUUAGAUCUUAAAUAUUCAAAAAAAAAAGAUAUUGAAAAAUAAAAAAAUAACUUUCUGAAAAAAUGUUGUCUCAAAGUUCAAAAAAUCUACUUACAUUUUUUAGAUGUAAAAUAGGUCAACUUAAGAUAAAAUCCUCUUAGAACGUUCAACUUCAAUGGAUAUUUUCAGAUCGAUCGAUUCUUGAAACAAUUCGCCGACAUUGGUGGUCGUUUCAAAUUGGUUGUUUUCACCGAUUUGACAACUCACUUUGCUCGCGAUACAACAUUAUCAUUUGCCCGUGCUUCGGCUUUCGCUCAUCUUGCCAAUGGCAAAUAUGCUUCGGAUAUGCUUUAUUUCACAAGUCCCGUCGAUCCGAAUUGGGACAAAUUAUUGAAAGAUCUCACACCAUCUUUCCUUAUGAUUUCGGCUGAUAAUGUUACUCCAAAUAUUUGCGCUGAAACUGAUGUUAAUUUAACACCGAAUUUUGAAACUAUCAGUGAGUUCAGCGGCGAAAUCUAUCAUAAUCUAAACUAAUUAUUUUUCUAGUCAUCGAUGUUUUGAAGCGAGCAAUGCCAAUUGUUUUAUUAUCCUCAAUUCGUGUCAAUUUCUCAUCAGCGGAAGCAUAUUAUAUUCAACCAAAAUUAGUGCACGCUUCAGAUUGGGAUAGUUUUCUAGCUGCGCAUUGGGAUUGCAACUACGAUUUAUUGCGAUCACAUCAAAGCGGAGCUGUGAAAAUGAGCCAAUUCGAAACACCAGCUGAUUUCUGGGCAAAAGUUAUCGCUGACACGAAAGCUAGUGGAAAAGGAUCGGAAAGUAUUGAUACUUUAUGCGCAGCUGUUUUACUCUCAUCUUUGAUUUGUUCAAGACGUGGUGCACAUCGGGUUUAUUAUGCGGAUCGAGAAAAUUCGAAACGUGGAUUGAAUGUUAUUCGAGAUAGACGACUUUUGUUGAAUUUUGCAACUGCUUUGCUUGAAAAAGCUGAUCAUACGGUAGGAAAUAAUUGAUGAUGUUUUCUUUAUUCAAAUUCUUAUGUUUUUUUUCAGAAUUCAAAAAUUGAUUUGAGCGAUCUUUGGGAUGGUCGAAUGAUUUUCACAAUUUAUGAUGAAUUAGUUGCUAAUGAAUCGGUUCUUCCAUACAGAUUACAAGAAGAAUUCGCAAAAUAUCAUCAAAAAUCUGGUUUAACUAUUCCAUUGGCUGUUGAUACGAAUGAGAAAUUGUUCGAUCCGAUGCCAGAAACUCCAAAUCCUUUGGUCGAUUUGCCCAUUUUAUACUCGGUUACUUCGCCAUUGUUGAAACGAUUUGUGCCAGAAGUUGCUGAAUUCACUUCUGCGAAUUCUGUGGCUGAUGGAGAAGUUCAAGGUUUGUCUGCGGUUUUUUGGGCAAAAUACUUUUGACCCAGUUAGUAAUAAAAAACGUGGAAGUCUCUUUUUUCUUUAAAAAAAAUUGUCGAUUCUAUAAUUUGAUCAUUGUGUUGUUUUUCGUGAAAAAUAUUUUUCAUUCAAUAAUGUAAUGAUGAAGUUGUACAUCAGCAAACAAUUGUGAGAAAAUCAAUAGUUUCGAAAUCUUUGAAAAAACAAGUAUAUCUUUAAUAGAUUUUCUAAAUUCAAAUUCCUCCUCUUUAUCCUCAUAUUUAUUUUUUCCAGAUUAUGCUGAUUGUCUUCGAGAAAUGAAACAAUGGAGAUUGAAAUCGAUCGAAGAACAAUAUGCACAAAAAGAGGAAAAAAUCGAAGACGCGUGGGCACUGAAAAGAGCCAACAAAUCUCGUCAAUUCUUAUCUCGAUGGUAUGAAAUGUUCGCAAAUUCGCUCGAAGGACGUGGUUCAAAUCUGUUAGUCGAUUUCUCGAGAAUUCCAAAAGGAUAUGCGAUUGUUGAAGAAACUGUUGUUGAAGACAAAAAAGCUGGAAAAGGUGGAUGGGCUGGACAAAAAUCUGGAGGAAAACCAGGAGCUGGUGGUGGAAAGAAAGGAGGAAAAGAACCGGCGAAAUCGAAAAAGGAUUUGAUUUUGGAACAAAAUAAGAAAGCACAAGAUCAGAAAUUGGCUGAAAGUGAGAGAAUUAAAAUUAAAUAUGGAACACAACAAGGAAAAGAGGCGGUUGCAUUUUUAAAUAAUUUGUAUUCGUCGCUUGAUUUACCGGAAUCCAAAGCUUAUUGUAUUUAUGAAAUUGUUGUGAGAGAAGGAAAAGUUAUGAAUGAGGAUUAUCAAGGAAGUGAUAAACAAGAAUCCAGGUAAUUUUUGAGUGGUUCUGGGUUUCCAGUUAGCAAAUUAAAUCGAUAAAUUUUUCGCGAUAACAUUCAACAAAAAUGUCUUUUUUCCUAUGCAGAAAAAACAAAAUUUACAGAAUAUUAUUUUUAUCAGUGACAACUUAAAAUUAAGAGAGUUUAGACAAAUAAUUAGUUUUUUAUAUUUUCUGAUCAAAAAACUAUUCAUCUGCAUAGAUCCAUUAAGAACAUUAUUUUCUUGAAUCCUCCUCCCCGCAUAUCUCAAAAAGUUGAUUUUCAGACGUAUAAAAGCGAUUGAUUUGGUCGGUCAUAUCAAGGAUUGUUUUGUCAAACAUUGGGAUCAUCUUGAACCAAAACAACGUGAAAAUAUUGUCGAUUUAUGGGUUUCAUUAGGUUUCGAUGCACCAUCCGGAUCAAAACCAUCAGCCGAAGCAAAACAGAAGAAAUUGAAUCUUGGAAUGAAUAUGAUUUAUUAUCAAUUACAAUAUGGUGGAGAAUUAAUCGAUAUUCAAUCAGAUCCGAAAAAAGAUGAUCGUGUUAGUGGAUUUGCUCCAGAUGGAUGGCAAAGAAGAAUGCUUGAUUCAGUUGAUCGUGGAAAUUCUGCAUUGAUUAUUGCACCAACAUCAGCUGGUAAAACUUUCGUCUCAUAUUAUUGUAUCGAAAAAGUUCUUCGUGCAAGUGACAACGAUGUUGUUGUAUAUGUUUCACCUUCGAAAGCUCUUAUCAAUCAAGUUUGCGGUUCUGUUUAUGCUCGUUUCCGUAAUAAAUCAAUGCGGCGCGGUAUUUCACUUUUCGGAACUCUUACACCGGAUUAUGCGCAUAAUGCCAUGCAAUGUCAAGUUUUGGUAACUGUUCCGGAAUGUUUGGAAGAAUUGAUGUUAUCCAAAACACCCGCUAUUCAGAAAUUUGUUUCGCACAUCAAAUAUGUUGUGUUUGACGAAGUUCACUCAAUUGGGUAGGUUUUUUAGAUUGUUAGAAGCUUUCUGACAUAGCUUUAUGGAAGUUGAAAAAAUGUUUGAAUAUUUUUUUUUUCAAAAAAUUUCGAUUCUGAAAACUUCAAAAUCGAUUUUUUCUCGUUGAAAACUUUUUUACUUUCACAUCAGCAUGCUGCAGCAAUCUAUAUCUUUGAAAAUCCAAAAUCACAGAAAACAACAUUAACUUUUAAAAUUAAUUUUCAGAGCCUCACCUGAAGCGCAUAUUUGGGAACAAUUGUUGCUUUUGAUUCAAUGCCCAUUUUUGGCUCUUUCUGCCACAAUUGGAAAUGCGAAUAAAUUGCACGAAUGGUUGAAUUCUAGUGAAAUUGCAAAAAGUAAUGGAAAACGAAAAGUUGAUUUGAUCAAUUACGGAGAAAGAUAUUCGGAAUUGGAAUUGUCGAUUUUGAAUAUUCAAGAUCCGAAUGCAGUUGAUAAAGAUGGAAAUCUUUUGAAAAUUGAGCACUCAAAAAAUGAAUCGGCUGUUAUUCCAUUAAUGCCAUAUGGUGUUUAUAUGCCAGAAAAAUUGAAAAUGUUUUCGAUUCCGGAAGAUCAACAAUUGACUGCUAGACAAGUUUUGCAUUUGUAUACGAUGAUGAAAGAAAUUGAUUCGGCUGUUACGUGAGUUUUUUUUGGAGUAUAAUGAAAAACCAUAUUUUUUAUUCCAAAAUACCUUUAUUUUUUUCCAGAAAAGAAUUUGAGCCAUGUCAUUUCUUUGGUCAACAUGGAUCAAAAGCUGUUUGGAUUUCAAGAUCGGAACUUCGUCGACUUGAAAAUGCAUUGAAAAAACGAGUUUUGGAAUGGUUGGAAACCGAAAAACCGAAAAUCGAUGCAAUUUUGAAGAGUUUGUCCGAACCAGUUGAAACUCAAUUAAAACAUCGAUCAGUUCCAUUUGAUAAAGAAAGAGUUGCAAAUGAUUAUAUUGUUCGAUUAAUUGAUGAAUUAAAACAAAAAGAAGAAUUACCAGCUAUUUGUUUCAACGAAGAUCGUCAUAUUUGCGAAAAACUUGCCACAACUUUAGCCGAAGAAUUGGAAAGAAGAGAACGGAAUUAUAUGGAAACUGAUGAAUUCAAGAAUAAAUUUGCGAUUAAGGAUGAGGAUAAAUUGAUGAAAUUAGCAAAAAGAAAAAGAGAUGAAGCUGAAAAGAAGAAAAAAGGUGAUCGAGAUGAAGAUGCUGGUCCAGAAAAAGAUGGAGAUGAAAUGGAUGUUUUGGCGAUGAAAAAAGCGCGUUUAGCACAAGCAUUGGCACAAUUCAAAUUGAGAGGAAGAGGAGGAGGUGAUCCUGAUUUGUAUCAAAAAAUGUUGGAUAGAUUGAACCGUUUUGCAAAGACUCGAGAAAGUACACGAUUAUUAUUGCGGUUGUUUGAAAGAGGUAUCGGAUACCAUCAUCCUGGAUUGAAUAUGAUUGAAAAAGGAGCGGUUGAAGUGUUGUUUAGAUCUGGAAACUUGGCUGUGCUUUUCUCAACAUCAACACUUUCUCUCGGGUAAAUUUUGAAUAAUAAAAAUAAUUUUCUUGAAUUUUCAAAAUUAAUUUUUGAUUUAUUUCAGAGUUAACAUGCCUUGUAAAACUGUUAUGUUUGGAGUUGAUUCGCUCGAUUUGACACCACUCUUAUAUCGACAAAUGUCUGGUCGUGCUGGUCGAAGAGGUUUCGAUCAUUCGGGAAAUGUUAUUUUCAUGAGUGUGCCAACUAGGUGAGCAUUUUUUAGAGCAAUAAUUUUCAAUUCUUUUUAAUUUUCCAGCAAAAUUCGUCGAUUGUUAACAGCUUCUCUUUCAAAUUUGCAAGGAAAUCCACCAUUCACUGUCAUUUUCCUUCUUCGAUUAUUCGCCUAUGUUCACCAAAAAGAUGUUAUUGACGAACAAGGCCAAGCUGUUUCAACAAUCAAAGAACGUGCUUGGGCUGCUCAUUCACUUUUAGGGCAUUCUUUCAGUUUGCAUACAAGACAAGAAUCAAACGAUGGAGUUCUUCAAAAACAAUUGCGAAUGUUCUCCGCGUUUUCAUUCCAAAUUUUGCGACAUUUACAACUUAUCACACCAUUUGGUGAAUCGAAAAACUUUGCUGAAUUGGCUGUUCAUGUUCAAGCUGGAGAAUCAGGAACAUUGUUGUUUAUUUAUUUGAUGCAAAAGGGUUGCUUCCAUGUGCUUCUAAAAAAAUAUGCGGAACAACCGGAUAAAGCGAAACGUGUUAUGUUGGAAAUUCUCGCGAAUUUGUUCACCAACAAACGAAUGCCAUUUUGGUAUAAUCCAUCGGAUAAAAGUGGAAUGGAAGUCAAUUAUCAAGUUUCGUUGAAUGGUUUGCCGGCUGAAUUGAAUUCGUAUGUCAAGGAAUAUAAUUCGACUGUUAUUGGAUUGUAUAAACGAUUCUUGGCAGCUUCGGCCAAAGAAAAUACAUUAUUGGUUAGUUUUAUUUUGGUGAAAAUCUGCAAAAUUUGAAUAUUUCGAAAAUUUGAAAGCUAUAAAAUCCUUCUCUCACACAUGAAUUAAUUUAUCUAAAUUCCUCCCAAUUUCAGGAUUCAUCUUUUACUGUCAGCGGAAAAGUCGAUGCCGAAUCAACAUCUUUGACCAAUGAUUAUCUUGCAACUCCACUUUUCGAUCAAUAUUCUCAUGAUGAAUCAUUCCUUCCAGUUAUUGAUUUCGAGAAACGUGAUCAUCGUGGUCGAAAAAUUUAUCGAAAUGCGUUUGCUGUUGAUUUCUUCACUCAUGCUUCUCGUGAAAUGCUUCGAAAUAUGAACAAAUUGCAUACAAAUCAAGCAUGGUUCCUUAUUCACGAUUUUGUGGUGAGUUAAAAUUCUAGUAGUAAAUUUGAAGUUGAUAAAUCAUAUUUUUGGAACCAGUUCAAAUUUCUUUUUUCUUUGCAGACUGUUAUGCAACGCCUCUCAAUCGGACUUCAAAAUAUGGCUCGACCACAAGAUCCACUAACUUUAGUUAUCACCGAAUUGCACAAGGAAUAUGAUGAAAUGUUCCGAAGUGUCUUCGGAAUGAGAAGUCGCGAUUAG
Messenger RNA from Caenorhabditis angaria, 6990 nucleotides. The record is from the annotation of a GenBank genome assembly. Lineage: Eukaryota; Metazoa; Nematoda; Chromadorea; Rhabditida; Rhabditidae.